UGUUGUUGUUCCUCCUCCGCUCAGCGGGGCUCCGCCUCAGUGAUUUCCAGGCGGCUUCAGUCAGUGACGGACGGACGCACCGAUCAGACUUUCAUCGUUAAUCCUCCGGGAUGUCUUUCCUGGAGAAGCCGGCCCCCGGCAGGCUGCUGCUGGACGACACCGUGCCCCUGACGGCGGUGAUCGAAGCCAGCCAGAACCUGCAGUCACACACGGAGUACAUCAUCAGAGUCCAGAGGGGCGUGUCUUCAGACAACAGCUGGCAGGUGAUUCGCCGCUACAGUGACUUUGAUGUUCUCAACAGCAGCCUGAUGGUGUGCGGUAUCAGCCUCCCUCUUCCUCCUAAGAAGCUGAUCGGAAACAUGGACAGGGAGUUCAUAGCGGAGAGGCAGAGAGGACUGCAGACCUAUUUGGACUCUAUUACCCAGCAUCCCCUGCUUUCCAGCUCCCUGACUGUCAAGAAGUUCCUGGACCCCAACAACUACUGCGCCAACUACACAGAGAUCGCCCUGCAGCAGGUCUCCAUGUUCUUCAGGUCGGACCUGAAGUGGGAGGUCCUGGAGCCGCUCAGAGACAUCGGCUGGAGGAUCAGGAAGAAAUAUUUUUUAAUUAAAAACAAAGAGCAGCCCAAGGAGAGGUAUCUGCUGAGCUGGGUGGAUCUGGGUCCUGAUAAGUUCCUGUCUGACAAAGACCUGCAGUCGGCCAUGAAGCUGCUAACCAGCCUCUCUACUCCAUAUCUCUGUCCGCUGUUGUUCUCCAGCACCAGUGAGUCUUCAGCUCUGCUCAUCCGGCCGUUCAGUGAGAGAGGCUCUCUGAGAGACCACAUCUGUAAGGUGAAGACCAGAGAGAGUUACCUGAAGAAGUACUGCAACCCGAAGAAGAGCCAGGGCCUCGAACUGCCGCAGAUCAAACUGUACGGCCGCCAGAUCCUGGAGGGCCUGAAGCUCCUCCACGAUGGCUGCAUAUUUUACGGUCACCUGCACGCAUCCAACGUCAUUGUGGAUGACGGCGUGUGUCGACUGAUGGAUGUGGAGAACGGCAUGCUGGGAGUUCCGUCAGUGCUACGACCCAGCUUCACCCAGCUCAGGAAGAUCAACACAACAGAGAGCAUCGACGUCUUCUGCUUUGGACACUUAUUGUACGAGAUGACAUACGGCCGACCGCCAGACAGCGUUCCCAUUGAUCAGUACCCCACUGUCCCCUACACAGCUGUGGUGUCAGUGCUGCAGUCCAUUCUGUCCACAGAAGCCUGUAAGAGCGGGAUGCCGACAGUGUCGGAGCUCAUCCAGACACCGUUGUUCAGCGACGUCCAGCUCCAGCACUCUGAAAAACUCCAGAUCAAGGUUCCCAGCAGGUUAAAGGAGGCGCUGAAGACGGCAAAGGAGAGUCUGGAAAAGAGGCUGCAGGAGGAGCAGAGAGUGCUCCACCAGCACAGGAGGCUGACCAGAGCUCAGUCUCACCACGGCUCAGAGGAAGAGAAGAAGAGGAGGAAGAUUCUGGCGAGGAAGAAGUCCCGACAGUCAGCGUAUGAAAAUGAGGAAGACGUCUCUGUCAGAAACAACAAUAACUCUGGUUCUGGAGCCAGUUCCCCUCCCACAUGCCCCUCCUCCCCCACGCCCCCAUCCACCACAGGAGCCCAGACUACUCCUCCCCCUCCUCCGCCUCCUCCUCCACCCCCUCCUAUGCUGGACUCCUCAUCGUGUCCUCCUCCUCCUCCUCACUCCUCCUCUGAUGGAGCAGGGGAAGGUCGCACCGCCCUGCUGAGCUCCAUCCAGAACUUCAGUAAGGGCAAACUGAAGAAGGCCAAGACCACCGACCGCAGCAAGCCUGUCAUCUGACCCCGCCCACCGUCGCAACCCGUCCUCGACCUGGAAGCUGUCAUCACAGCGACAUGAUGACCCACUGGUUCUGCACUGUGGUCUGGACCGGUUCAUGUUGUCGCGCCUUCAGAUGUGAAAACAAAUCACUAACAAAAAAAAAAAAAAAAUCCAAGUACCGUUUUACUUUUUAUCCCUGUUUUUGCUUCUUCCUGCUUUAAAAUUUCUCUUCAGUUGCUGUGGUUACGGGGGGGGGGGGGACCUGCGUUUCUGGUCGACCUGCUGCUCCGGAGGUCGCCAGCGGCUCCAUUUCUGUUCUUUGGGCUCAUGAAAGUGGCGGUUGAACGUUUGGAAUUUGAAAUUCUGGAGAUGCUUAAUACCGCUGGAUGACAAACUUCAAUUUCAUGGAUCCGAAACUCUAAUGUCAGUGCUUUGACACUGUCACGGCGCUGUACGGUGCCCGAUCCAGAUCCCGCAGCAGUGGAGAAACUGGCCCAAACUCCUGCUUCCCCUCUUUGAAAUAAUCUCGGACCUUUGACAUGUAGCGUCCAGACUCUGCUGCUCUGUCACUGCAGGACAUCAGAUGGGGAACACCUCCAGAAAAUAAACAGAGCAGCAUUACAUUAAAGUGGUUUCUGUCUGUAAUUAAGCCCCAAAAACAUGAUUUCUUAAAACAAGUGAAAAAAAAUCUUCCAGUGCAUUGCGUCAUAUUUUAAAAGACAUCAACUUGAAAUGAGUGUCUGCAUCUUGAAACAAAAAAAAAAGAUCGCUGCAUUAGAAGCAAGAAAAAUUAAAAUUGAUCUUAGAAAAUGCUCAUAUUCAUUUACUUUGGAGACAAGACAAAAAUCUUAGAAAAAGUGCAGAUUAAUAUUCAUUUGUUUUUAAGAGAUCGAGACUCAAAUUACAGACAGAAAUGACUAAGUUAGUUAAAAUGAAGGGUGUUUGUUGCAGUGUGUUUGAAACUACACAAACCACAGUCAAGGUGAGAUCACACCUGCUGCUGAUUUAGUUUGGUCUCAACUAGUGGGAGACAUUAAUUUGACUUUGCUGCUUUUUGUGCGCAUUUAAUUCAUCAGUUAGAUUGGGACAGUGAGACGACAGUAGUUCAAGACAUUGGUCUCUUUCUCUUCUCGACCUGUGGUGUUCAUUCCAGUUACAAACACAAAGAAACAUCUGAAUUCUUCAGCCCGGCCUCCUCUAAAAAACGAAAUAGCUUUUUCAGACCAAAUGUGCAGGAGCCAACAGACUGCACGAGGUAGAGCGCAACAUGAAGAGCUGCAACAUGAUCCUACAAAACCAGUUAAUCACGACGCUACCAACUGCACUAGAUGCAUCUCGCUUGAGGUUUGCCUGGCGCCCUCUUCUUCUGCAGCGGUUUAAUGGCACUGUGCUGGAGAAUUAGCGCCACCGACUGUUUACAAUAGCUCAGUGCGUUCAACUCUUAAUAUUCACAUAAUGGUGAUGGAUGGAAAGGCACAUCAAUUCUCGUUUUCUCCUGCAGAUUUUCUAAAAGUUUUGUUGAAAUGAUCUCAACAUUUGGAUGGAAGUGUGGCCUGGAAGGACUGCAGAGUAACUGCAGGAAUUUAGAGAUGCACAAAUUUGACAAAUCCACCACCCAUCCACCAAGACGUGUGAUGUUCAAGCGUAGUUUAGUUGAGGUUUGGCUGCUAAACGCGGCAGUGGCAGAGCACAGCCGCUUUCUUCAUUGGAAAUAAGGCGAUGUCAGGCUUGCACUUCUGGUGUGAAAGCUUGUGUGUCGAGAGCGUUCAGCUCUUGAUUGUACUCAGGGUCUGAAAUUAAUCUGAAAUGACAUUAUUAACAAUAUGUCAAAUCACUUACACUUGAAAUCAGUGCUGAUCAUUUUCCAACCAAGGCAGCUGUUGGUUUCAGUUCAUUUCUAUGAAAAUCAACCUGCUGCAGAGAGAGAAUCAUCACAGUCUUUGUCAACAUUAUUCUGUAGUUAUUUAAAGUUGCAUGCAAGGACUUUUCACACACUCCACAGUGUGUGAGGAUUUUAUACUCUAACGAUGACCAGGACGCACACGUUUCAGUUCUUUGUGGAAAUCUAAUGUGGACUGUAGUUUGACCUUGAAUAACCUUGUAUUUAUCAUAAUUAUUGGUAAGAAUAAUGUUAAGUAUUUUUAAAAACAGAAAUAUCAACAUCAAGAUAAGAAACAAAAAAAGAAACCACAAAUAUAUGAUGAAAUAAAAAUUUGAUAAAAUAGUCCAUUAUCAUGUGACAAUAAUGUAACUGUAUAUAAAAUAAAAUAAACAAUAUCAGCAAAUAAAUUGAUCUCUCUGAAGCAAGUUUCACACCUUUCAUAGAAAUGACCUGCAGUCAGAGAAGUGGCGUCUGCCCUUCAGUCAAACCUGCAGACAUAGAAAAUAGUUAUUUUGACACCUGGUGUCUGUAACGUUUUUACCCUCCACAGAGCUUCGUUUAUCUUCAUUUGAGGGUUAAUUUCAGACCUUUAUUGUGGUGAUUCCUGAUAUUUUAAGUGUUUUUCUUCUGUUUUAAUUCUGUUGUAUUUUAAUGUUUGAUGUCACAGCUGAGAUUCUUUUAUUUUAUUGUGCCAUAUGGAUUUUUGUGCCUAUGGAAAUUUGAAUGUCUUUUUUUUCUUUUUGUAAAAAUAUUGCAUGGUGACAAUAUCAUACAUGAAGAUCAUUUGUCACCAGAUCAUCUGUAUGUAUGAAGCUCUGUCUGGUGAGCAGAUUAACACUUGAGCACACAGGAUGUUAUUAUGAGAGUUGAAGCAGAAGGGAGCCAUGUCCCUAAAUAUACAUAUAAUGAUUAUUUUCAUUAUUUCAUCUUUAAAAUAAUGAAAAUGUCUAUUACAGAUUUCCAGAGCAAACAAUAUAAUGGUAUAAAACAGAGAAAAGCAGCAAAAACUCACUUUUCUUUCAUAAUAAUAAUAAUAAUAAUUAAUGAUAAAGCACUUAUUAAAAUACAAAGGGAACAAAGUGCUUCACAGGACAAAAAAAAAACAAAAAACAGUAAGACGAAAGCAAUAAGAAAAUUACUUUAAGGACAUGAGAUCAAUAUAUAUAUAAAAUAUAUUUAGGUAGUAACGAGAGGAAGGGAAGAAAAUAAGAUAAAUAAUAAAAAUAUAUAAAACAGAACUUAACCAAAUUCUUGGUUUUGUAAAAGAAAAAAAAUGGACGAUACAACUCUGUCCAAUCGCCUGAGAGGAGAUCUUCUCCACAGGGUCCAUGAAGUAGCUCUUCUGGAGCUUUUGAUCGUAUCACGCAGUCUUCUUCAGCAGAUGGAGUUUUGCCCAGUUGUCAUGGAGUUACACAUGUUGUAAUUUCCAUUUUUAUUUGCUGUGAUACAAUCAAAAGCUCCUGAACAGCUACUAAAUGGACUUUGUUGUGAAACUUUCAGUCUCAAACGUGUGGUGUGUUCAAACUCCCAGUGAAACUGCAGUUUGAAGUAAAUAUCUUUCGUAUGAUGUAUCUAUCAUGAGACAGGUUUUGAUUUGAUCAAUUACAGGGACAGUCCAAUAUUUUGGGACACAGGCUCCUUCUCUUUCUGAUGUGGUGUAAGAUGAGAACAUGAAUAUCAAUCAUGUCUGUCCUUUGAAUAUGAAGCUGAAGUCAGCAGCCGGUUGUUUCAGCUAAGUGUAAAGACUGGAGGCAGAGCUCAGUGUGAAGAUAACUCAGUCCAACUACCAACUCUAAUAUUUAAAAAAUACAACUAAUUUUUGCAGAGAGUAAUCAAACAAGAUAUAAUGUGUUGCUUAGUGAUUUGGAGGUUGCUGGAGGGCAGACUUUAUUACCAUUGGAAAGAUCCAGACUGGCUGUUUCCCCCUGUUCCCUGUCUUUGUGCUAAGCUAAGCUAAGCUAAGCUAAGCUAAGAUAACCGGCUUCUGGCUAUAGCUUUAUAUUAACAGACAAAUAAGAGAGCAAUGUCAAUCUCAACAAUUUCCCAAAAUAUUAAAAUGUAUUCCUUUACUCACAUAAAAGUGGGUGUGGCUUCGUCUCUCAGUCACGCUCACGCGCGACCACGUGACACACGUGUGUGCUGAAGUGUUAGCCUGUGACAGAGCGGCUGUUCCUGCAGCCCGACGACCGAUCACCGCACACCAAGUUUUUAGCACCCGGAGCGUUUUUGUUUUAACUCUGCCGCUCCGUGCUGAAGUCAUUUGUUUUUAUUGUUCAGUGCAAUCCGGUCCAAUGCGAUGGUCUUCACGUCCUGAAUGGUCAUUAAAUUGUAUCAGAAUGUUUCUCUGCAGCACUUUACCCAUGAGAGGUGGGAGACAAGUCCAGAGGUGUGUUUGUGUUUAUGAAAACAAUCUGCAGACCCACACACGGCGCUGGAUCACAACUACAUUGGUAUGAAAAAAACAACAGCACCACUCUCCAGUGCGCGGGUCGUUCACAGCGGCCCGCGCGCAUUAUACUAGAUGCAUCAGAUGUCUCCAAGUUUGGUCCGACUGUCAUCUUCAGAUAGAAAGAGUUUUGCAGCUGUAAAAUCAUCUUCCUCAUUAUCAGUAUUGAAAUAACUGCAGCAAGCCUGCUGUGGUGAAAUGACAACUGUAACAACUGAGUGAACAUUUGAUUAAAAAUGGUUCAGGAAAACUGCGA
Molecule: messenger RNA, 6398 nt
Organism: Seriola dumerili (greater amberjack)
Lineage: Eukaryota; Metazoa; Chordata; Actinopteri; Carangiformes; Carangidae
Gene: pxk
Product: PX domain containing serine/threonine kinase like
Exons: 18
Coding region: 111-1835 (574 amino acids)
Biological process (GO): protein phosphorylation; early endosome to late endosome transport; endosome to lysosome transport
Cellular component (GO): early endosome; late endosome; extrinsic component of endosome membrane
Molecular function (GO): phosphatidylinositol binding; protein kinase activity; ATP binding
Source: RefSeq, a predicted model, not a curated record